Molecule: messenger RNA, 2583 nt
Organism: Arvicanthis niloticus (Nile rat)
Lineage: Eukaryota; Metazoa; Chordata; Mammalia; Rodentia; Muridae
Gene: Bdnf
Product: brain derived neurotrophic factor
Biological process (GO): cell surface receptor protein tyrosine kinase signaling pathway; nerve development; neuron projection morphogenesis
Cellular component (GO): synaptic vesicle; axon; dendrite
Molecular function (GO): growth factor activity; nerve growth factor receptor binding
Source: RefSeq, a predicted model, not a curated record
AUGUCUGACCCCAGUGCCUGGCGCUGGCUCAGCUCCGGGUGCCCGCCGCUGCCGCCGCGCCGGGGCGCACCCGCUGGCUGGCUGUCGCACGGUCCCCAUUGCGCCCGGGACUCCCGGGCUUGGAGAAGGAAACCUCCUGGGGCGGCGCGCCACCUCCGCCUGGGGAGGCUUUGAUGAGACCGGGUUCCUUCAGCUGCCACCACUGCUUUGGGGCAGACGAGAAGGCGCACGGGGCCCAGGGCAGGGCGCAGGGACCUGGAGCGUGACAACAAUGUGACUCCACUGCCGGGGAUCCGAGAGCUUUGUGUGGACCCUGAGUUCCACCAGGUGAGAAGAGUGAUGACCAUCCUUGUCCUUACUAUGGUUAUUUCAUACUUCGGUUGCAUGAAGGCUGCGCCCAUGAAAGAAGCCAACGUCCACGGACAAGGCAACUUGGCCUACCCCGGUGUGCGGACCCAUGGGACUCUGGAGAGCGUGAAUGGGCCCAGGGCAGGUUCGAGAGGUCUGACAACGACGUCACUGGCUGACACCUUUGAGCACGUGAUCGAAGAGCUGCUGGAUGAGGACCAGAAGGUUCGGCCCAACGAAGAAAACCAUAAGGACGCGGACUUGUACACUUCCCGGGUGAUGCUCAGCAGUCAAGUGCCUUUGGAGCCUCCUCUGCUCUUUCUGCUGGAGGAAUACAAAAAUUACCUGGAUGCCGCAAACAUGUCUAUGAGGGUUCGGCGCCACUCCGACCCCGCCCGCCGUGGGGAGCUGAGCGUGUGUGACAGUAUUAGCGAGUGGGUCACAGCGGCAGAUAAAAAGACUGCAGUGGACAUGUCGGGCGGGACGGUCACAGUCCUGGAGAAAGUCCCGGUAUCAAAAGGCCAACUGAAGCAAUAUUUCUACGAGACCAAGUGUAAUCCCAUGGGUUACACGAAGGAAGGCUGCCGGGGCAUAGACAAAAGGCACUGGAACUCGCAAUGCCGAACUACCCAAUCGUAUGUUCGGGCCCUUACUAUGGAUAGCAAAAAGAGAAUUGGCUGGCGAUUCAUAAGGAUAGACACUUCCUGUGUAUGUACACUGACCAUUAAAAGGGGAAGAUAGUGGAUUUAUGUUGUAUAGAUUAUAUUGAGACAAAAAUUAUCUAUUUGUAUAUAUACAUAACAGGGUAAAUUAUUCAGUUAAGAAAGAAAUAAUUUUAUGAACUGCAUGUAUAAAUGAAGUUUAUACAGUACAGUGGUUCUACAAUCUAUUUAUUGGACAUAUCCAUGACCAGAAAGGAAACAGUCAUUUGCGCACAACUUUAAAAGUCUGCAUUACAUUCCUCGAUAAUGUUGUGGUUUGUUGCCGUUGCCAAGAAUUGAAAACAAAAAGUUUAAAAAAAUAAUAAUAAUAAAUUGCAUGCUGCUUUAAUUGUGAAUUGAUAAUAAACUGUCCCUCUUUCAGAAAACAGAUAAAAAACAAAAAACAAAAAAAAAACCAAAAAAAAAAAAAAAUCAAAAACAAAGAUUUGAACCAAAACAUUCCGUUUACAUUUUAGACACUAAGUAUCUUCGUUCUUGUUAGUACUCUGUUUUACUGCUUACUUCUGAUAGCGUUGGAAUUAAAACAAUGUCAAGGUGCUGUUGUCAUUGCUUUACUGGCUUAGGGGAUGGGAAACGGGAGGGGUAGAUUUCUGUUUGUUUUGUGUUUUAUUUUGUUUGUUUGUUUGUUUUGUUUUUUAGUUCCACCCGGAGUAGGGAUGGAGAAAAUUUCUUCACUAUCCAUUCUGGUUGAUAAAGCGUUACAUUUGUAUGUUGUAAAGAUGUUUGCAAAAUCCAAUCAGAUGACUGGAAAACAAAUAAAAAUUAAGGCAACUGAAUAAAAUGCUCACACUCCACUGCCCAUGAUGUAUCUCCCUGGUCCCCCAGCUCACUCUUCUGGCAUGGGUCAGGCAAAACUGCUUUUAUUGGAAAGCCCAGCAUUUGUUCAAAGCACAUUCUUUCCCUCCCUCCUCCUAUUUUGGUCCCUUUUUGUUUUGUUUUAAGAAAGAAAAUUAAGUUGCGCGCUUUGAAAUAUUUUACCACUGCUAUGAACAGAUGAACAACGGGUGUCAUUUCAUGACACUCAUGAAAAACAGUGAUUUUUUUUUAUUUUUAUUUUUUUUACCCUAAAGAGAAACAAAUAAGAAUAACCCAAAAUAUUCUUUUUUUUAAAGGCAUAAAUAUUGGGUAAAUUGUAAUACGGCCAAGCUAUGUUUGCAGAUAAAAGUUACUGUAUGCAGACAGAUACUUAGAUUAGAGCAGGGAACCACACUGCCAUUGAAAUGGGACUGAAUGGCCCCGUGGAGGCUAAGUGGAGCUGACAAACUAUUUCCUGGCAGUGCGGGAGGAAUUUCUGAGUGGCCAUCCUGAGGUCUAGAUGGAGGUGGGGAAUGGUACUUGCGACAUUCCUAAAUGAAGGCUCGGAAGCACCCUUCAGAGCAGGCUCUGGAAUGGUGUGUCAAGUUGCUUAGGCCUUCUGCUUUAAGUGCCUACAUUACCUAACAGUGCUCGAGAGGUUCUCAAUUAGAGCACCUCACUCAAAUCCAUUUAUGGCCUCCAUCCCAUUCCUAAAUAA